Molecule: messenger RNA, 1615 nt
Organism: Bombina bombina (fire-bellied toad)
Lineage: Eukaryota; Metazoa; Chordata; Amphibia; Anura; Bombinatoridae
Gene: SNRNP40
Product: small nuclear ribonucleoprotein U5 subunit 40
Cellular component (GO): catalytic step 2 spliceosome
Molecular function (GO): RNA binding; protein binding
Source: RefSeq, a predicted model, not a curated record
AGUAAAGUUGUGAUAUCAUAGCAAUGCGCCGGAAAGUUAGGGCCUAAGCAACGUGAAAUAGUCACAGACUGUUAUUUAUUUAUUCCCUUGUUUAAGGGUAGUUUCUACUUACACUGAACAGUAUUAGCCAUGAUUGAGCAAAAUAAAAGGAAAGGGAUGGAACUGGUCCCGAUGGCAGCCAAGAAGCCGCGGAAUGAAUUGGCGGUGCCUGCAGCGGUGGGCCCACCCAGAACAUCAAGUCUGCAGGCUCCAAUUAUGCUUCUUUCCGGCCAUGAAGGAGAAGUUUAUUGCUCAAAAUUUCACCCAAAUGGGCUCACACUAUGCUCAGCAGGAUUUGACAGACUAAUCUUGCUAUGGAACGUUUACAAUGACUGUGAUAAUUAUGCAACCUUGAAGGGCCACAGUGGGGCUGUCAUGGAGCUGCAUUAUAAUACAGAUGGAAGCCUCCUUUUCUCUGCAUCCACGGACAAAACUGUAGCCAUUUGGGGACUGUGUAGACAGGGGAGCGAAGUCAAACGGUUGAAGGGACACACUUCUUUUGUAAAUUCUUGCUAUCCAGCAAGGCGUGGGCCCAACUGAUCUGCCACCGGAAGUGACGAUGGGACAGUAAAGCUUUGGGAUUUUAGAAAAAAAGCAUCAGUCCAGACAUUCCUGAACACUUACCAGGUGUUGGCUGUCACCUUUAAUGAUACAAGUGACCAAAUUAUCUCAGGGGGGAUAGAUAAUGACAUAAAGGUAAGAAUUAUUUGUAUGGACCUAAGGCAGAACAAACUAAUGUACACAAUGCGAGGGCAUGGGGAUUCAGUGACUGGCCUCAGUCUAAGCUCUGAAGGCUCAUACUUGCUCUCAAACUCUAUGGAUAACACAGUUCGUGUAUGGGAUGUUCGACCUUUUGCCCCCAAAGAACGAUGCUUGAAGAUAUUUCAAGGUAACGUGCACAAUUUUGAGAAGAAUCUCCUGCGGUGUUCGUGGUCUCCUGAUGGAAGCAUAGCAGCAGGAUCAGCAGACAGAUUUGUUUAUGUUUGGGACACUACUUCACGGAGAAUCCUCUACAAACUCCCCGGUCAUGCUGGAUCAGUCAAUGAGGUGGCCUUCCACCCAGAGGAGCCCAUUGUUUUGUCUGCAUCCAGUGAUAAGAGGUUGUACAUUGGAGAAAUUCAGUGACUCGGUGGCUGAAGAUACCAUUAGAAUCUAUUUCCAGAUGAAGCUCUGCAUUCUGAACAUUUUGUCUAGUGAAGUGGAACAGGCCCUAAAGUGGGGCUGUAUAAAGAAUGUCUUUACGGACAGUAUAUGAACCAGAUAGGAAUGGACUCUCUAAGAUGUCUCUUGUUCCCACAUUUGAAAUAUUUUACAGCAGAAUUUUUUUUUAUGCUCCCACUGAAUUUCGUUUAACCAGGAGACCAGUUGAGCUGAUUCUCACAUAUAUUAGGAUUGCCAGUUUUGUAAUUUAAAUAGUCCUUUACUUAAAACAAAACAAAUCUUUAGACUGCUGGUUUAAAGAUAUUUUUUAUCUUGUAUUUGUAGCUUGGUAAAAGCUGUUUGAUUUACCUACCUGUCCCAUUACAGUUGUUUCAUUUAGAUUUGUUAUUUUGUAUGAUAAAUGAUUUUAUUACAA